UAUUCAUAUCUUAACACCAGUGGGAAUAUGCUUUCCUUGAUUGAAAAUCAUUCAUGUUCUGGAUGAUUCUUCCGCCUCUGGCAUUAGCAUGGAAGUUUAAAUCUUUUGUGUACCGUUCCUUAAUCAGUUAACCAGAUGGAAUCGUUGAAAGAGAAAAGUCUUGUCUACAAACCACAAAAAAACUAGCUCUGCAUUGAGCACAUGUUUAGACGCUCUCAUCGAAAUAUGAAGUUGAAGUAGGGAUUGGUGUUUUUCUUCUGCGCUAUUUUGUAGCGUUUCCUUUUCUCUUCUUGUCAAUACCAUCAGGAUAUCGAAGAAUAUCGACCUUUUUUUUUUUCUUUUCCUUGUGAAGCCAAAAAUGAUACAAAUAAUUUGUCAGUCAGUUCGAGUGGUGACUGGAAACCCUAGGGAGUAGUCGAUAUUUCCUGAACUGAGCUAAAAGAUGGCACUGCAAGAACAGUUAGACCGAUUUAAAAAACAGCAGCAGAAGUGUCAGUCAACCCUCACGAGCAUUGCAGCUAGUAAGGCUGCAGCAAGUAAAAAAUCUACUCCUGCAGUUGCAUCUGCAUUGGCCAAUGGGAAAACUCCAGCUCCUGCUGUCAAAUUUUCAAAUGAUACAGAGAGGCUUCAACAUAUUAACAGUAUUAGGAAGGCCCCUGUUGGAGCUCAGAUGAAGCGUGUUAUUGAUCUGCUGCUAGAGACCAGACAGGCUUUUACACCUGAGCAAAUAAAUGAGGCAUGCUAUGUUGACAUGAAAUCUAACAAGGACGUUUUUGACAGCUUGAGGAAAAAUCCGAAAGUACAUUAUGAUGGAGAACGGUUCUCUUACAAGUCAAAACAUGACCUGAAGGACAAAAAUCAACUUCUGUACCUGAUUCGCAAAUUUCCUGAGGGCAUUGCUGUUAUUGACCUGAAGGAUGCCUACCCGACUGUGAUGGAGGACUUGCAGGUUCUGAAAGCUGCGGGGCAGAUUUGGCUACUGUCCAACUUUGAUUCGCAGGAAGAUAUUGCAUACCCUAAUGACCCCCGAGUGCCUAUUAAAGUAGACGACGACAUAAAACAGCUUUUCCGGGGGAUUGAAUUGCCUCGUGACAUGAUUGACAUAGAGAAGGAUCUCCAGAAGAAUGGGAUGAAACCUGCUACCAACACUGCAAAGAGGAGGAGCGCAGCGCAGAUUCAAGGCAUUUCUUCUAAACCCAAGCCUAAGAAGAAGAAGAAUGAAAUCAGCAAGAGGACCAAGCUUACCAACGCUCAUCUUCCAGAGCUUUUUCAGAAUUUAAACAAUUCCUGACUUCACAUACUUGUGAUCAUUUGAUAGUGUAAGAUAUAUCUGUGUAGAAAAUAUUCAAGUAGUUCAUUAAAGUCUCUCCCUUUCAUCUUACGUUUGAAGCGAAAAAAAUCUUGCUUUCAUUGUAUAAAUCAUUUUAUUGUUACGAAUCUAGGUUGGACAUACUUGUUCAGUCCAAACCCUGGGCAUUCUUUCAGAACUUGAGGCCCAUUUUGGUGUUUUAUACCUUAGUAUUACUCAUUCAAGUAACGACAUGAUGUACAUUUUUCGGUUUUCCAUUUUUCAUUUAUCUUUUUUUUCUUUAUGUAUAAA
This is a messenger RNA of Neltuma alba, 1600 nucleotides long. Its product is annotated as transcription initiation factor IIE subunit beta. The record is from RefSeq and is a predicted model, not a curated record. Gene Ontology annotation, cellular component: transcription factor TFIIE complex. The transcript has 5 exons. The coding region runs from base 443 to 1291 and encodes 282 amino acids. Gene Ontology annotation, molecular function: TFIIH-class transcription factor complex binding. Gene Ontology annotation, biological process: transcription initiation at RNA polymerase II promoter. NCBI's taxonomy places the organism in Eukaryota, Viridiplantae, Streptophyta, Magnoliopsida, Fabales, Fabaceae.